CCUCUGUCGUCAAAUUUUUCUUUAAAGUUUUUUUUACCGACGAACAUAACCCUGAAUAGUGCGAACUGUAUUCGAAAUUUGAAGAAACCGAGUUUUCGAUAUUGAGUGAAUAAUGUUUAAUAAUUUGAGGAGAAGCAACAAAUUAUUACCAAAAGUGAAAGUGUUCAGAGAAUCUAUUGCGACGGGACACCGGAACUUAAGUCAAACAAAAGAUACAGAGAAAGCUCCGAUUUACCCGCGACGUAUUUUUUCGGGUAUACAACCUACAGGUGCCGUACAUCUUGGCAAUUAUUUAGGGGCUAUUAAAGAAUGGGUCAGACUACAGAAUUCUGGGGAAGACGUCAUUUGGAGUAUCGUUGAUAUGCAUUCUAUCACAUUGCCACAAGAUCCCGAAGAACUACGAAAAAACAUUUUCGAUUUAACUGCGACUCUGUUGGCUUGUGGCAUAGAUCCGGAGCGCAGUAUACUUUUUCAACAAUCCACAGUUCCGAUGCACGCAGAACUCUGCUGGAUCUUAGCAUGUAUCACAACAAUGCCUAGAUUAGCACAAUUACCGCAGUUUAAAGAAAAGAGUGAGAAUCUCAAAAAUAUAUCUCUAGGAUUGUAUAUUUAUCCCGUACUGCAGUCAGCAGAUAUCCUAUUAUACAAAGCGACUCAUGUUCCUGUAGGAGAAGAUCAACUCCAACAUUUGCAGCUAGCGCAACAUUUGGCAAAUUUAUUCAACAACAAGUUCGGCAAGACUUUUCCUCUUCCUCAUUCAAUAAUUAACGACACAAGCGGUCGAAUAAAAUCACUGAGAGAGCCAACAAAGAAAAUGUCCAAAUCAAGCGACAGUGCAAGAAGUAAAAUUGAACUCACAGACACUCCGGACGUCAUAUUGCGGAAGAUUAAACGAUCCGUUACAGAUUUCACGUCUGAAGUAACUUACGAGCCUGAAAAGAGGCCAGGCGUUUCGAAUUUGGUUUCUCUACAUUCCCUCUCAAGUGGAAAAUCACCUCAAGAUAUUUGCAAAGAAUGCCAAGGAAUGGACACUGGAAAGUACAAGUUAGUAGUGGCUGAUGCAUUAAUCGAGCAUCUUACACCGAUAAGACAAAAAUAUUCUGAGUUAAUAGAGGAGCCUGACUAUUUAGAAAAUGUGUUGAAAAAUGGUACGAGAAAGGCAUUGGAAAUAGCCAGUCAAUCUUGGCCAGACAUUAAAGAAAAAAUAGGCUUUGGAAAUGGAAGUUUGAACACCAUGGCUUCAGCUAGUAAAAUAAAAGUGAAGAGUUGAAAGAAUUAUCAUCAAAGUGCAUAAAUUAUCUUUUAAUUUAUUGUAAAUAAUACAAAAACACUUUACAAAGACUCGUGUCGACCUAGAAAUAAAAUUUAAAAAACUACUGUUUCA
This is a messenger RNA of Venturia canescens, 1384 nucleotides long. RefSeq names its product Tryptophanyl-tRNA synthetase, mitochondrial (gene TrpRS-m). Gene Ontology annotation, cellular component: mitochondrial matrix; mitochondrion. The transcript is spliced from 6 exons. Gene Ontology annotation, molecular function: ATP binding; tryptophan-tRNA ligase activity. NCBI's taxonomy places the organism in Eukaryota, Metazoa, Arthropoda, Insecta, Hymenoptera, Ichneumonidae. Gene Ontology annotation, biological process: mitochondrial tryptophanyl-tRNA aminoacylation. The coding region runs from base 113 to 1270 and encodes 385 amino acids. The record is from RefSeq and is a predicted model, not a curated record.